Molecule: messenger RNA, 3640 nt
Organism: Mytilus californianus (California mussel)
Lineage: Eukaryota; Metazoa; Mollusca; Bivalvia; Mytilida; Mytilidae
Exons: 15
Coding region: 84-2819 (911 amino acids)
Biological process (GO): RNA processing
Cellular component (GO): nucleoplasm
Molecular function (GO): RNA binding
Source: RefSeq, a predicted model, not a curated record
UAGAAAAAGUGUAUAUUUCCGGUUAUUGAUAGACCUAAAAAAAAAAAACGAUUAGAGUAAUUAUUUGACUACCUGAAAUCAUCAUGUCAAAUAAACCUAAACAAAGCCCAAACACACUGGGUUACACUAACACCACUUAUAGAGAAAAGAUGACACAGAUGAGUGAACAGGAAAAGAUCAUUGAAGAAAAGAAGAGAAAAAUUCUUGAAAAAAUGAAGGCAGAUGAAAUAGCUGCAGUGACAAAAAAUUCAACAGCAGCACCUACUUCUACACCUCCAGUUACUGGAAAGAGGCCUGGGUUUCCAGCUAAGAAGUCAAAGUUUGGAACUCACCUCCCAGAAGUAAAGAAGGAACCUCAAAAGACUGCUGCUACUCCAUUUUUUGUGAAUGAUGGAAACUUUAUGGAAAGAUUUAGACAAAUGCAAGGGCUUGCAUCAGCAAGUAGAAUAACAGCUGCAACUGUAAAAGAGGAAAAGAAAGACAAUGUAGAAAACCAAAAAGACAAAGACUCAGAACCAAAAAAUCAGCUACAAGUUAAUCCUUUAACAGCAAAUCAACAGACAGCAUUUGGUGAAAACUAUCCACCACAGAACCCCCCUCCUAGACCACAAGUACCACUGGAACAACCACGUCAACUGAGACCUUUCCCACAUGGAAGGCCUCCACCUCCUGCAAGACCACCUCCAGGACAGGCACCAAAUCAACCACCACUCUUAAUGACACACAAUGUUGGUCCUCCAGGUCAAAGACCCAGGAUGCCAAUGCCACCAAGACCCUUAAUGCAACAAAACUUAGAGCCACCUGUCAGUAGCCCAAAUAUUUCAGAGCCUCAACAACCAAUACUACAGCAGCUACAUCCUCUUAGACCUUUUCUACAACAGCCACCUAGCUCACAGCCAAUGCCACUGAUGGCACAACAAAUAUUGCCCCCUGGUCAUAGACUACCUCCUCCACAACCACUAGGUCAGAUGCCACAUCAACCUCCUGGUACUGCCUCAUUGCAAUUACAGUCUCCUGAUCAGAUGCCACCUCAGCCUCAUGGACAAAUGCCACCACAUUCUUUGAUGCCACAAGGAAUGCCACAAAGGCCACCUCCAAAUAUUCAACAGGGACCACCAAGACCACAUAUGUCUGUAAUACCUGGUGGGCCACCACAUCAAGGAGCAUUGCCACCAAGACCACCUCCUCCAUCCAUGUUUCAAGGUCAGCAACAUCCACAAUUCCCCCCAGGAACUGAGUCUUUUCAACCAGGGCCACAUCAUCCUGGACUUCCUCGCCCAAUGUUCUCUGCAGCUCCUCCACAACCAGGACAACCUCCAGUUAUCAAUUUUCAAAGUGCACCACCGCGUCCUCCACCACAACAUCACGAGGACCCAGAGGAGUAUGACCCAUCAGAACCUACAUCUCCUACAUUGGAAAAACAUAAAGGAAAACAUCAUGGAUCUCAUAUUAACAAUGGCAGUCAGGAAAAAUUUGAAUAUGAUGAAUAUGGAAAUCUAAUUGAUAAUGGUUCAGAACAAUUAUUUGAUGAUUAUGGAAAUCCCAUAGACCAGAAAUCAGGGAUAUUAUUUGAUGAUUAUGGGAAUCCUAUCAAAGUUAAAAGGGAAUCUGUAGACGAAUAUGACCCAUCAGUUCCAACAGAAGCAGACUCACCAGAUAAAACAUUAUCUUUUCAAAUGAAGAAAGAAAACACCAGUCAAUCUAAGAAACCAUUGAUAAAAGAAGAAGGUACAGGAGAUGUUGGUAAAUCAUCCAGGAACCUGACCAAUGUAUUUGAUACAGUAGAAGACAGAGGUGACACAGAGGACAAAAAGGAAACAGUAGUUUUUCCACCACAGGAUCCUGUUACCACAGCAACCAUUGAUAAGUUUGCAGCUGAUGUAGCAAAGGGAGGCCCAGAGGUGGAAGUGAAGGUUUUCUGCUCCAGUCGAAAGAAUCCAGAUUUUUGGUUUUUGUAUGAACAGAAAAGUGAUGCAUAUAAAUAUUACAGAUAUAAAGUAAUGGUGUUAUCUGGAAAGUCAUUUGAAGACAACAAAGAAGAAAAUGUAAAACAGGAAAGUAAAGGAAAGAAGAGGAAAAGUAGAUGGGGAGCAGAAGAUGAUAUUGUUCCUCCUAUUCUAUCACACAUACCUACACAGCAUGCACCAACAGUGACUUUAGAAGACUUUGCUCGUCGUAUGGUUGGUAGUUCUGAAAUGACAGAAGAACAGCUGAAACAAAUUAGAGAGCAACAGGAGAUGAAUAUGAUGUAUCAGUUAAUUAUUGCUCAGAAGAAAGCUCAGGAGGCAGCCUUGGCUGAUGCACAAGGAUUGAAAGCUGCUCAGAAAUAUGAAUAUGAUUCUGAUGAAGACAUAGAAGGUGGAACAUGGGAACAUAAACAGAGAACAUCUGAAAUGCUGGCUACUAGAGAAUGGGCAGAUAAGUUAACAGAAUCUAACAAAGGAAAACAUUUUAUUGGUGAUUUCUUGCCACCAGAUGAACUAGAAAGGUUCAUGGAAACUUACAAGGCAUUGAAAGACGGAAGAGAGCCAGAUUUCUCUGACUACAAGGAAUUUAAAUUGACCUGUGAAAAUGUAGGGUACAAGAUGUUGGAGAAGUUAGGAUGGAAAGAAGGAGAAGGAUUAGGACAAGAAAGUCAAGGCAUUGUUGAUCCUGUUAAUAAGGGGAAUGUAUCCGUAGAAGGCAGAGGUUUAGGUAUAGAAAGACCAGCAGAACUUGGAGCAGAAGAUGAUGAAUUUGAUGCUUACAGGAAGAGAAUGAUGUUAGCAUACAGAUUCAGGCCUAAUCCAUUGAACAACCCAAGAAGACCAUACUAUUAGUGAAUGAAGACAAUGAAGAUGAAAGACAAAGUUAAUAUACAGACAAAAAUGAAAAAUAUAUGUAGACAAUUACUGUGAUUAUUGUAAGCCUCUAUAAAACAAAAGUGGCUUACCCAUCUACAAAGCAGUCAAAUGUAUCCAUGCAACUAAGAAUUUUGGCUAUGCUUUGGUAAACUCGUAAAACCAAUAAUCGAAUAAUAUUUUUAUGAAAUCUUAAGUUAUGAUUUCACCCUGAAGAUUUUGUGUGAUGUGUGUCCAAAAUUGGGGAAAUUCCUGUUUUGAAAGUUCUUCAGUGUCCGAUGAUUUCGUGCAUGUCUUCUGAUAAAAGUUCAUAUUGGAAAGAUUUUACCAAAUUCUGUUCAGUUUGAACAAAACAGACAACUCAGAAUGCAGAGCAAAAUUUAUUUCAUUUUGAUAAAAUUUGCCUUAAAAUGAAACAAAUUUAUUUGAAAAUGUCAUAAUUUUAUUGGAAGAUUGUUAAAUAUGGGGUUGCUUUUUAUAAAUUUAUAUUAAUUUUAACCUAUUUUGUCCCUUUGGAAGACUAAAACAAUUACAAAAAUAUUCUAUUUAUUUUACAUUGCGGAUAUGAAAAAAUCAGGUAAUGACCAAACUCACUGGUCUGUGCUGACACAUGGGAUUCCACUUUACUUCAAUAUUUCAGUAUUGAGAAUGGCUAUGUUGUUUUCAAAUAAUUUUUUUGGAGGUAAUGCGAUAAAAAUGUCAUAUAAGUGAAAAAAUUCAAAAGAUUAGGUUUGCAGUCUUGAUUUUUGAAAUUGUGGUUGUGAUUAUGUCCUCUAUUGAAGCAACAUUAAACAAUUAAG